AUGGCGAACGAGGCUUCCGGGCGAAGGAAAAUCCGGGAGGAUGUCGAGCUGACCCCACAAGUGACCAAUACAGAAGGCAAGAUUCUGCCAUUACCCGACCGGCCGAACAUCUUGGUCACGUCCGCCCUGCCCUACGUGAACAACGCGCCCCAUCUCGGCAACAUCAUUGGCUCGACACUCUCGGCCGAUGUGUUCGCACGAUACAGCAGAACCGGGCCGGUCGUCGCUCAAGUCUUGUAUAUCUGCGGGACGGACGAGUAUGGCACGACGACGGAGACCAAGGCGCUGGAGGAGGGCAUGUCCCCCAGCGAUUUGUGUGACAAGUACCAUCAGAUUCACAAAGACAGCUACCAGUGGUUUGAUAUUGGAUUCGAUCAUUUUGGUCGCACAACUACUCCCAAGCAAACAGAAAUUUGCCAGAAGAUCUUCACUGCGCUGUACGACAACGGCCAUCUUACCGAGCACGAAAUUGAACAGGUGUACUGCGAAAAAGAUGCCAGGUUCCUGGCUGAUCGUUUCGUUGAAGGCACAUGUCCCAAGUGUAAUUCUACUGGCGCACGAGGAGACCAGUGUGAUACAUGCUGUCAAACGCUAGAUGCGAUCGAGCUGAUCGACAAGAAAUGCAAGAUCUGCUCGUCGACGCCGAUCUCGAAGAAAUCCAAACACCUGUUUAUCGACUUACCGAAGCUCCAGAAGCAGAUCGAGGGCUGGUACAACUCUGCGAAGGACGGUCACCAUUGGUCAGCCAACGGGAAAGCCUUCACCGAGGCCUGGUUGAGAGACGGUCUGCGCGAACGAUGUCUGACUCGGGAUCUCAAAUGGGGCGUGCCUGUGCCGAUCACCGGUUGGGAAGACAAAGUGAUGUAUGUUUGGUUUGAUGCGCCCAUCGGUUAUCCAAGUAUCACAGCAAACUAUACCGAUGAUUGGGAGAAGUGGUGGAAGAAUCCCAAAGAGGUCACUCUGUACCAGUUCAUGGGAAAAGACAAUGUCCCCUUUCAUACCAUUCUAUUCCCAGCGUAUCUCAUGGGCACCGGCCAAGAAUGGACUAUGCUCAAUCACAUUAGUACAACCGAAUAUCUGCAAUACGAAAAUGUCAAGUUUUCGAAGUCGAACAACGUGGGGGUGUUUGGACAGAAUGCGAGGGAGACCCAAGUUCCAUCUGAAGUGUGGAGGUAUUUCCUCAUCUCGACUCGCCCGGAGACGAACGACUCGCAGUUCACCUGGACGGACUUUAUUGCGAAAGCGAAUUCAGAGCUCUUGAACAACCUUGGCAACUUUGUGAACCGGAUCGUCAAGUUCUGUAAUGCCCGAUACCAUUCCGUUGUUCCUGAUCCGCUCUCAUGGCCGGUCGUUGGCCCACCCACCCAAUCAGAAUCUAUGCCUAAAGAGGACGACUCAUCAUCCAGUGUUCCUGCUCAGAUUAUCGGCCGGGAGUGCUUCGAUGAAGAGGACCAAUCGUUCGUAGCGGACAUCAAUGCGUUACUUGCUCAGUAUAUCGAGUCCAUGGAGUCGCUCAAGCUCAGACAGGCGUUGGCGACAGUGAUGGCGAUAUCGGCGCGAGGGAACCAGUAUCUGCAGGAGAACAAGAUCGACUACAGUCUGCUACUGGCCUCACCCCGGCGCUGUGCGCAGAUCGUGCUCCUGAAUGCGCCGCCACGACGGCUCAGUCGCAGGUUCGGUCUCGACUUACUUCCCGGGCACACCAUCGGGGACGCCAUCUAUCUGUUCCGCAAGAUCGACCCCGACCGGGCCGUCUUCUGGCGCAAGCAGUACGGCGGCUCCAAGCCUCCGGGCGACGGCGGCGAGUCUGUGGCCGAGAGCAAGAAGGCCAAGAAGAAGGCCGCCCAUGCCGGCAAGGCUAGCAAGGCCGCCCCCGCUCCCGUCUUCUCGGGGCCCAAACCGCCCGAGAUGGUCCAGCUUGAGCAGGCCAUCCUCGCCCAAGGCGAGCGUGUGCGCCAGCUCAAGGCGGGCUCAGUCGAGGGCGACGUCGGCGCCGAGGUCUCCAGACUGCUCGGCUUGAAGAAAGACCUCGCCUCUCUCACCGAGCAACUUGCAAAAACCUCGCUGGCUCCUAGCUAG
Puccinia triticina is the source of this 2079-nucleotide messenger RNA. RefSeq lists its product as uncharacterized. The record is from RefSeq and is a predicted model, not a curated record. Bases 1 to 2079 code for a protein of 692 amino acids. Gene Ontology annotation, cellular component: cytosol; aminoacyl-tRNA synthetase multienzyme complex. Gene Ontology annotation, biological process: methionyl-tRNA aminoacylation. The transcript is spliced from 11 exons. Gene Ontology annotation, molecular function: methionine-tRNA ligase activity; ATP binding. Lineage: Eukaryota; Fungi; Basidiomycota; Pucciniomycetes; Pucciniales; Pucciniaceae.